This is a messenger RNA of Vigna angularis (adzuki bean), 3377 nucleotides long. Its product is annotated as pentatricopeptide repeat-containing protein At5g64320, mitochondrial. Gene Ontology annotation, molecular function: protein binding. Lineage: Eukaryota; Viridiplantae; Streptophyta; Magnoliopsida; Fabales; Fabaceae. The coding region runs from base 164 to 2353 and encodes 729 amino acids. The record is from RefSeq and is a predicted model, not a curated record. The transcript has 4 exons.
AAUUCGCGAGGGUUAUGUUUUCUGCUUCUGAACGAGGAACCAAACCCUGCUCUUGUAUCUCUCUCACCGUGAUUCGUAACAAACACUGCAUCAUCAGAAUCGUUAUAGAUCGCGGUGGCUCGCUCCAUUGGGGUUAGUUUCUCCCCUUCAAUCUCUCACCUUCAUGUUGAAAACAUUCAAAUCCUCAACCAAUGUGAGUAGGGUCUCGCUACUUCGCUUCAAAAUCCCUUUUUUCCCACUUUGCACAACUGCCCCGGGCAGCAAUUUGUAUGAUAAUGAAUGUGAGAGUAGUGACACUGAGACAGAGUGGGAGAGAUUGCUCAAACCCUUUGACCUCAAACAGCUUAGAAGGUCACUCGCCCCAAUUAGCCCUUUUCAGCUUUGUAAAUUGCUGGUGCUUCCUCUUGACAUUCCCACUUCAAUGGAACUGUUUCAAAGGGCUGGUGCCCAAAAGGGGUAUUGCCACACCUUUGAUGUCUACUGUCUCUUAAUUGAUAAGCUUGGGGCUGUUGGGGACUUCAAAGUUGUUGAAAACUUGUUGAAGCAAAUGAAAGAUGAAGGAGUUGUGUUUAAGGAAUCACUCUUUAUUUUGAUCAUGAAGCAUUAUGGGAAGGCAGGGUUGCCUGGCCAGGCAACUAGGCUUUUGUUGGACAUGUGGGGUGUUUAUUCCUGUGACCCUACUUUCAAGUCCUAUAAUGUUGUGUUGCAGAUUCUGGUUGAUGGGAAUUGUCCCAGGGUAGCACCUAAUGUUUUCUAUGACAUGUUGAGUAGAGGUGUUUCUCCCACCGUGUAUACCUUUGGUGUGGUCAUGAAAGCCUUGUGUAUGGUUAAUGAAGUUGAUUCGGCUUGCUCGCUUCUCAGGGACCUGGCGAAGCACGGGUGUGUUCCAAAUUCUGUCAUUUACCAGACCCUGAUUCAUGCUCUCUGUGAAAACAAUAGAGUGAGUGAAGCGAUGCGGCUUUUGGAGGACAUGUUUCUGAUGUGUUGUGAGCCUGAUGUUCAGACCUUCAAUGAUGUCAUCCGUGGCCUUUGCAGGGCCGGUCGGAUUCAUGAGGCAGCGAAGUUGGUUGAUCGAAUGUUUCUUCGAGGUUUCAGCGCAGAUGCUCUCACUUAUGGAUAUUUAAUGCAUGGGUUGUGCAGAAUGGGGCAAGUUGAUGAAGCAAGGACCUUACUGAACAAAAUUCCCAGUCCCAACACUGUGCUCUAUAAUACAUUAAUCAAUGGAUAUGUUUCUAGUGGAAGGUUUGAAGAAGCCAAGGGUCUUCUGUACAAUAGCAUGGUAACUGCGGGUUAUGAACCUGAUGCCUACACGUUUAACAUAAUGAUCGAUGGAUUUUGCAAGAAAGGGUAUUUGGUUUCGGCCCUUGAAUUUUUAUCUGAGGUGGUAGCAAAAGGCUUUGAGCCCAAUGUGAUCACGUACACCAUAUUGAUAAAUGGUUUCUGCAAGCAAGGCAGAUUCGAGGAAGUGGCUGAAAUUUUGAAUAGCAUGUCAACCAAGGGUCUGAGUCUGACUACAGUUGGGUACAAUUGCUUGAUCGGUGCACUGUCAAAGGAUGGGAAGAUUGAAGAAGCUUUACAACUGUUUCGCGAAAUGUCAACCAAAGGAUGUAAACCUGACAUUUAUACAUUUAAUUCUUUAAUACAUGGACUGUGCAUGAAUGAUAAGAUGGAAAAUGCCUUGAGUUUGUAUCAUGACAUGUUCUUGGAGGGUGUCAUUGCUAACACAGUAACGUACAAUACGUUGAUUAGUGCACUUCUUAUGAGAGAUUCAGUUCAACAAGCAUUUAAGCUUGUCGAUGAAAUGCUAUUUAAAGGGUGUCCUUUAGACAGUAUUACGUAUAAUGGCCUUAUUAAAGUUCUGUGUAGAACUGGGUCAGUUGAAAAAGGAUUGGGAUUGUUUGAAGAAAUGCUUGGGAAAGGGAUUUUUCCAACUGUUACAACUUGCAAUAUUUUGAUCAGUGCCUUGUGUAGAACUGGAAAAGUAAAUGAUGCUUUAAAAUUUCUCCGGGAUAUGAUUCAUCGUGGUUUGACACCAAAUGUAGUCAGUUAUAACUGCCUGAUCAAUGGUCUUUGCAAGAUGGGUCAUGUUCAAGAGGCACUAAACAUUUUUAAUAGGUUACAAGGUGAAGGAAUUUGUCCUGAUGAUAUUACAUAUAACACACUGAUCAGUAGACACUGUCAUGAGGAUAUGUUUAAUGAUGCGUGUCUGCUUUUACAUAGAGGCGUAGAUAAUGGGUUCAUUCCCAAUGAAAUCACUUGGUCAAUACUGAUAAACUAUUUUGUAAAAAAAAUGCCACGGGGAGCAAGACUUUCUAAGGAUUACAUGGUGGAAUUUGGAGCUUCUUCUCCUUGAAGCCAACAUAUUGUAUGGAGUAUUGAUUUCAUUUGAUUUGUCUUUUGGCAUUCUGAUGUCUCAAUUUUGAUCCAUUUUCUACUCUCAUGGAAAAUUGGGAGUCCAGCAUUUUACCGUGACUUGUUUUUAAUAUUUAUGAGUCAUAUUGCUGGUUGGAUUUUGGAGUUUGCACAAGUGCAUAAUGGGGAAAGACUAUUCUGCGUUAUCUCGUCAAACAUAUCGAAGUUUUCUGUAGAUGAAGCAUAAACAUUCACUUUUUAUGAAGUAUCAGUAGAAAGAGAGGUAGUUUGGCUGGUUCCACUUCUUUUUAAGAGAAACACUACCUGUUGGGGUGGAUAAGAAGUCACAGGGUUCGUAGUUGGUUGCUCCCCUGGACUAGCUUGAAUUAUAAGGAAAAAGCGAAGUGGCCUGGGAUAAGGAACUGUCACAGCCGCUGAGUUGGUGUGAUGACUGGUGCAGACGAGCUUGGAUUUGAGGGGAAAACAGUGGUAGACUGCUGAAAAAUCCUAUAAUCUGUUACCAAAACUUUGAGUUUGGGACAUUUGAUUUUCGAGAGGAAUGAAGCACCAACAGAUGUUGAAGGUGAGGUGUUUUGAUUAAAACAAUGACAACAUUCCACAAUGAAGCACAUGGACUUCCAUGUAAUAUAUCACACCACUAUAUCAAUAAUUAGUUUGAUUUUAUACUGAUAAAAGUUAGCUACGUGACAUAAAGGAAGUAAAAGUUACAAUCAAACCAGUCAUCAGGGCUCGGUAGAAGGACUACUACUCUGUAGUUUGAGAGCAAUGUGGUACAUAAAUCCUCGUACUGCUGCCCCAGGUCAUAAACUUUCUACAUCUGGCAUUUCCUGCGAUAAUUAUGUGAGCCAACAAGAUUGGGAAGUCCCAGAAAUGGCAUGGCAUCAAUGGCGGAUUUUUCAAUAGUACAUUCUUCCUUGUAAGGAAUGUUUGAUGAAAAGUUAUGGUGGCAGAAUUUGGUGUUGCAUAUUGCAAGUUACUUAUAUAUGGAUUGAUCUAACAUUUUA